Meyerozyma guilliermondii ATCC 6260 is the source of this 2031-nucleotide messenger RNA. RefSeq names its product Tco89p (gene TCO89). Bases 1 to 2031 code for a protein of 676 amino acids. Gene Ontology annotation, cellular component: TORC1 complex; fungal-type vacuole membrane. The transcript has a single exon. The record is from RefSeq and is a predicted model, not a curated record. Gene Ontology annotation, biological process: TOR signaling. NCBI's taxonomy places the organism in Eukaryota, Fungi, Ascomycota, Pichiomycetes, Serinales, Debaryomycetaceae.
AUGUCACCUUCGGAGACAUAUACAGGUCCCCCGGAAGGUCUGAAAGCGCGCAAAAAGCACAAUAUGGCUCACACGACGCACCAGAAGAAGGCUGGAUCCAGAGUUAGACCCAUGGUCCGCUCUUCGUCCCACAACAAACUCACCCGACUUUCCACCUCUUCUUCCGGUCCCACUAUUGUACUCAGGCCGAAUCUAAACCGGUCCAAAUCCACAGACAGUGUCAACCGGCCGCUGUCUCGUCUGAAUCUCACCCGAAAUAACCGUCUGAUGGGAUUAUUGACGGGAUUGCAGCCGUUAACGAAGACGACACUGGGACCACUGCUCACCACAAAUCGGUCCAGCGGUUCUCUUAAAGGUAUGGCGCCAGCCUCAGGGGGUAUACGUACCAGUACACGCAAGGGUAGGGCUAUCUUGAGGCUAAAUGAGGAUAACGAAGACUACGAAGAUAUCAAUACGGAAAACGCAGAUGGUGAAGAUGAAGAUAAGAGUAAUGAGAUUUCUGAAAUAAAUGGCCCUCAGGGCAAUGACAAUGAAGCACGCCAGCAUAAGUCUCAAGAGGAUGGCCAGGAUUCGAGAUCUGGGUCACAAAUAAGUAUACUGGUUGAGCCCCGGUCUCAGUCAGAUGUGAGUGUUCCUUCUGAACCACCGACCGAAUCUCAAUCUGAGCUUGAUGUUGAGUCCAGAAAAUCGCAGGAACAAUCUCAAGAAGAAUUCAAUAAAUCAGAAGUGUUGCAGAAUAAAGAUGUGAAUAGUGUCCUGGUUGGUCAAGCUGAUGCCCCGGCUGAUGCUCAGGCUGAUGCUCAGGCUAAUGCUCAGGCUUCUGACUUUAUCAAGCAAAACUAUGCCACAGCUACUGGUGAACGUUCAGCAUUAGGCGAAAAACAGAACAAUGACUCCAAAAGUGCUCAAACGAACCAGGAGUCCCGGAAUGUUCUGGAGCUUGAUCGUCCCACUUCGGGUGCCCUGGCUAGCUCUGAGGACUUUCGUUCUGAGUCUGCCGCUCCCUUGGGUGGAAGUGUGUCCUCUAACCUCUAUGGGGGUUCACUCUUGCUCUCCCAACUGACGGGACUUACCAAAAAAGUGGACCAUGCUCAUCCGUAUACCGCCGUAGCGCCCACUUCGCUGGAGAAUAUGAGCGGUAUUUCCUUCAAAGCGAAUCCUAUCGAGUCCACAAACUACCACAACCUUGCCGAGCCAGUCGUCAGCGGAAAAAAUGCAGUUACACCCAGCUCGUAUCAACCGGAACAGACCAUCUACUCCAAUUUGCAGCGCACAAACUCGCAAUAUAAUGCACCUCGCAAACAAAAUAUGAGCUUGCAAAACUACCUAACGUCCAACAAUCAAAGCGACCAUGCCCAUAAUAUCGAGACCCGUACACAGCAGCGAUUAUGGCUUCAGCGAGAAAAUUCACUUAUGGAUGUCGCCGAGAACCACAACUUUUCGUCGCUAUCUCUCAACAAGCUCAUGUUUUCUCACAACUACAGUCUGGGAAACAUCAAAGAUCUCGACAACGGAGCGGCUUCGGUCAAUUCCAAUACGCCAAACCAGCAGCAAUCUAACGGAGUACCAAGUGAUCCUGGAGCAGCUUCAUCCAGCAGUAUUAGUGGUCUUUUGAGGAUGCUACAAUCGGGACACAACUCGAUUCAGUCCCGGACCGAGUUCGAGAGGCUCAAUAGAGAAUAUCUCAACGUUCGGCGCCAUUUGAAUCCUGUUGGUGAAAGCUUAUCUCGCUUGGGAAAACUCAAAGACGAAGUGGAGAUGCCCAAAAAGCGUCAAACCAAAACCAAUGCAAAUGGAAAUGCCAAUAGUUUCCGAGAAUUCUCUCCUCAAACCGCUGAGCAAGAACACGAAGUCUCAUCGCAAAUAAAUCGCAUCUGGCAGCAGGCUUUGCUUCUGUCUCUGGCAUCUUCUUCAAGUGUUUCAACUGCUCCUAAACAGCAAAGACCCACCAACCAAAGAGCGUCGGUCAAUAUGCGCUCUCCACAAACACCCACCACGCGAGCGGUCAAGUUGAAGCAGAGAGCGAGUUGA